AUGUCUUCCUUUGAGGGAGGCUUGCGUGUCAUUGAAUGGGGUAUAGCUUCCUUUAUUCUGUACUCGUUGUUCACUGGGGUAUAUAGGCUUUUUCUAUCACCCAUCUCCCAUAUUCCAGGCCCGAAGCUGGCUGCACUCACGUACUUCUAUGAGUUUUAUUACGACGCUAUCUGCAAAGGCCGCUACCUCUGGAAAAUCCAAGAAUUGCACCAGCAGUAUGGACCAAUUGUGAGGAUUAACCCGCGCGAAGUGCACAUCAACGAUGUCGAUUUCUAUGACCAGAUAUAUGCCAGUGGGCCUCAGCACCCGCGCAACAAGCUCCGAUUCAUGGCCACGCAUGAUGAAAGCAUGUUCGAUACUUACGACGCUGAUAUGCACCGUUACCGCCGGGCCGCUAUGUCUGUCUCGUUCUCGAAGAGCUCGAUACGAGCGCUCGAGCCUGUCAUUCGCAGAACAGUAGAACAAUUGUGUUCACGUAUAAGGGCACUUGUUGGGACGGGUGCUGUUGUCAAUAUGAAGGAGCUCUAUAGUGGGCUCACUAUGGAUGUCAUCGGCCAAUACUGUUUUGGCGAAAGCAUGGACAACCUCAAGCAAGAGCAAUUCGGCAAGGCUUUCCUUGAUUUUUUCCACCAGAUGCCGCAGGGUCAUCCAAUCGGCCGGAUGUUUCCCUGGCUGUUUGACGUUUUGCAAAAGAUUCCUAUCGGAAUACUGGCCAAAAUUGAUCCAGGGCUUCAGCCACUGGCGGACUACGAUAAAAAAAUCUCAAGUCAGAUCAAUUCAGUGUUGCAAAAAAGUAAACACGACAAUAUUCGUACGGUUUUUCAUGAGAUGCGCGAUAGUAAACACCUUCCACCAGAUGAAAAGACCCUAGAACGGUUCAAAGCCGAAGCCGCAAUAUUCCUUGGUGCUGGCACAGAGACUACUGCUUCAGCGCUGACGACUAUCAGCUACUAUCUGUUAGAGAAUCCUGGUAUGCUUCUACGUCUACGUGCAGAGCUCGGGAGCGGUAUUCCGAACGGGAGCAAUGAGCCUCUUACGCUCGCGCGAUUAGAACCACUUCCUUAUCUUUCCGCUGUGAUACAAGAAGGAAUUCGCCUCUCUUUUGGUGUUCCUGGCCGACUUCCUCGCUAUUCGCCUAAGGAAACCCUAAUUUACAAUGGCUACACAUUGCCAGCUGCUACAGUAAUGAGUGAGUCCUCCUACCUCAUUCAUACAAAUAAAGAGUUGUAUCCGGACCCUUUCGCAUUCAGACCGGAGCGUUGGCUUGACGGAAAAAUCUCCGCCUCCAACUUUGUGCCCUUCUCUCGUGGAGCACGCAUGUGCAUUGGUAUAAACCUCGCUUAUGCAGAGCUGUAUUUGACACUUGCCGCGGUAUUCACGAGCUUCGAUUUCGAGCUGAUUGGUACCACUAAGCGAGAUGUUGAAAUUCGGCACGACUUUUUCGUGGGAAUGCCUGCUCUUGAAAGCCAAGGAGUAAGGGUUAAGGUCUUGCAGGAGCGUCGGAUCAAUGAUGGGCAUUGCUGACGUUGAUAUCAUAAUGUUAUAACGAGUAUAGGAUGGAUAUUUUUGUGAAAAGUCAAAGUGAAUAGAUAU
This is a messenger RNA of Talaromyces stipitatus ATCC 10500, 1593 nucleotides long. Its product is annotated as benzoate 4-monooxygenase cytochrome P450, putative. The transcript is spliced from 3 exons. The record is from RefSeq and is a predicted model, not a curated record. Lineage: Eukaryota; Fungi; Ascomycota; Eurotiomycetes; Eurotiales; Trichocomaceae. Bases 1 to 1524 code for a protein of 507 amino acids. Gene Ontology annotation, molecular function: heme binding; iron ion binding; oxidoreductase activity, acting on paired donors, with incorporation or reduction of molecular oxygen.